This is a messenger RNA of Plasmodium malariae, 825 nucleotides long. RefSeq names its product fam-m protein. The record is from RefSeq and is a predicted model, not a curated record. Lineage: Eukaryota; Apicomplexa; Aconoidasida; Haemosporida; Plasmodiidae. Bases 1 to 825 code for a protein of 274 amino acids. The transcript has 2 exons.
AUGAUGUAUAAAAAAAUUAAAUUACUUCUUUUUAUAAAAAUUAAUGCUUUUCUUCUUUUAUCGUGGACUUUUCCAUUUAACAAUAAUACUUCUAUUAAUUUCCUGAAUGAGAACUAUAAUCUUGCUGGAAAAUUGAGUAAAAGUAAUUAUCGAUUACUUGGAAAAUAUAAGCACGACAAGGAUUCAAGUAUUGUGACGUUAAAAGAAGAUACAUUAAACAAUAGAGUGCGCACAAAAAAUCAUAUAUAUAAUGAUAAAAAAGAGACAAAAGGAAAACACAAGCAGUCCAAUAGAAUAUUAUUAAAUAAGGCACAAUACUAUACAGAAUUUAUAGAUUAUAAUAAUGGAAUGUUUGACGGAAAGCAUUUCCAUUUUGAAAGAAAAUUUAUGAAAAAAAAAGAUUAUGAUAAUUUUGUCGAGAAAAAAAAAAGAACUCGUGAUAUAGCUUUAAAAAAAAUAAAAUUUAGAAGUUACGGAUUUGGAAUUGCUACGUUUUUGAUUUUUUUCUUGUUGGGAUUUGGAUUACCCAUAUCGUAUGGAUAUGAGAUGGUUAAGGAUGCAACUUUUACACCAUUUAAAAGUUGUUGGGAAUUUAUAUAUAACAAUUUAGGUCUAAAACAAAUUAUAGAAGCAAUAAAAUCUUUAGUAAACCAAGAAUCAGGAGGAGGAGCAUUAUCACAGGCAGGAGUACCAGGAGUAGAAUAUUUUUAUAUAGGAAUAUUUUGCCUACUUAUUAUUGUAUUAGCUAUCAUACUUAUAGUAACAAUUCCUAAGAUAUUAAGAAAUAAUGAAAAAUAUAAAAAAAUUAAGUAUAUGACUCAGUGA